AUGGAGGGAACAAUGCAGCUAGAGGGAAAUUUGAAUUUUGCGAAUGGAGGGAACAACGUGGCUGGUUCCUCUAGUUUUGUUGCCUCUGCAACUCAAGGACAAGUGGUGGAUGAUGAGGAUGGGAGACCGGAUGGGGACCCACGACAUUGGGACCCUCCUCCUGACUGUGAAAACAUGAAAGAUGCUUCAAAAUCGGGUCUCGAGAGCGUGAAAGAUGACUUGGAAAAGAUGAUAGAGGUGAAGGCUCUCAAACCUUGGAACCACCUUUUUGUAAACAAACCCAUGGGUAAAUUGUCCUUCCCCUCUAUGGAAGACAUUUCUGAUAAAAAAAAAGGCAAAUUUGCUAUUGCAGUUCCAGAUAUGGUCAUCGAUCAUAGUAUCUCUCUAAUGGCCUUUUCUCUAGUGAGAAAGUUUGUUGGACCAUGGCCCAAUAUUGAGGAUGUUAGAUCCUUUGUUAAGAGGAAAUGGAGGCUGAAAGGGCAGAAAAAAUCUAGGGCUAGUAAGGAUGAUCAUUUGAUGGCAAAUGCACAUAUUUCAAAUAGUCACGUUGAUUUUGAGUCUGAUGAUGAUUUGUCAAAUGUUCCUCUCCAUAAAAAAGGAAGAGUUGAUGAUGUUGAUAAAGAGGACACAGAUGUUGAAGCUGGUAUGGAGGAGGAACAGGGGAAGGAGGUUGAUUAUGAAGCGGAGAGUGAGAAGAAAGAGGAUGCUGGAGAUGAGGAGGAGGAUGAGGAGGUGGAAACCAGUGAGGCAGAGGAUGAAAUUAAAAUGCAGGAUUGGUCGGAAAAAGAUUUGGUAAAAGGAGACUUGAAACAUCUGGAAGAUGUGAUCAGAAUUGUUAAAGAUAAAGCCGAGGUUGAAAAUGAAGUCAUCAUCAAUCGGGUUGCUAAAACUAAGAAGGCUUUGAAGAAUUUCAUGAAUCACAGUCUUGAGGUCUUGAGGGUUUCAUCUCAAAAUAUGAACGCCCUGGUGGAUUGUCCAGAGAGGAACCAACAAAACAAAGAGACGGUGAUCAUUGAUGAUAUGCCAACCUCCAACUCUGCUCCCCAAACUUCCAGGCAUAGAACUAGGCAGAUGACCUGUGAUUUGAAGAUAAAGACUAAAGACAUUCAUCUGAAGCAGGAGGACAAAGACCUGAGAGAAGUCGCUAAGGCUAUGAUGAUGCUGGUCAAGGAUGCAAAAGAGUCCAUAAAAGUUUUUAUUUGA
This is a messenger RNA of Cryptomeria japonica (Japanese cedar), 1203 nucleotides long. Its product is annotated as chromatin modification-related protein EAF7-like. Bases 1 to 1203 code for a protein of 400 amino acids. The record is from RefSeq and is a predicted model, not a curated record. NCBI's taxonomy places the organism in Eukaryota, Viridiplantae, Streptophyta, Pinopsida, Cupressales, Cupressaceae. The transcript is spliced from 3 exons.